Molecule: messenger RNA, 892 nt
Organism: Gekko japonicus
Lineage: Eukaryota; Metazoa; Chordata; Lepidosauria; Squamata; Gekkonidae
Gene: TMEM160
Product: transmembrane protein 160
Exons: 3
Coding region: 26-571 (181 amino acids)
Source: RefSeq, a predicted model, not a curated record
CCGGCGCUUCUCCUGCGACGCCGCCAUGGUGCUGAGCGGCGGCUGGUGGGGCCGGGCUGUGGCGCGGGCGAGAGGGGCAGGCGGCUUCCUGAGGGGGGAGGCCUGGCCCUGGAGGGCGAGGGCGGCCAGGUACAGCUCGGGGCGAGGGCCGGGACCGCCGGCCGUGAGCGAGCUGGACAAGGCGGACGCCUGGCUCCUCAGGAAGGCUCACGAGACCGGGUUUCUUUCUUGGUUUCGGAAUGGCUUGCUGGCUACCGGCGUCGGCGUGAUUUCUUAUGUGCAGAGCGACAUGGGACGUGAAGCUGCGUACGGCUUCUUCAUCCUUGGCGGGAUCUGCGUCUCCUACGGCAGCGCCUCCUACCUCGUCAGCCUCUUCCUCCUCCGCCGCACCAUGAUGCUGUCCGUCUCCACGGCCCUCCUCAACUGCGCUGCCGUCACCACCGUGGCCCUCUUCUGGCUGUGCGCCAUCUCCCUCUACAUCGGCCGCCUGGAGGUGGAGAUCAUUCAGGACGACGGCCCCAGCGACAAGUGCCAGGAUAAGAAAAAGGAGGACGGGAAGUCGGACGAGUGAGGGGCGGAACCGGCUGGGGCCAGCGGCCCCCGGAUGUGCUUCCACCGCCUGCUGCGGACCGACCCUUCAGCCCUUCCCCGUGGCACGUUCGGGCCCUUUUGCCCGCUGGGCCGAGGGGCGAGGAAGGAAGGCGGGAACCCUCGCAGACGAGACACACAAAGCGCGUCGGCUGCUUCCUAUUUAUUUUGGGUCUUCCUGACGGGUCUCUGGGAACGGACCGUGGGGAAAGACGGUGGUUCGGAGCGUGCCCGGCUUCCCCACUGGGGGCUUGGCGUUCUUUUCACACCGAGACCUCUGGGACUUCUGGCAAAAGAUGCUUUC